GUCUCGCGCGUUACUCGUCCUAUGUGCACCGUGAGUCUCGCUACUUAACGGGCAGUGCGGCGAGUGCAGAGAUCCAAUAGGCAGAUCCGGUGUCCGGUACAGUCCGCCUAUGCGACCUUUCGGGCUUUGACUGCUCGCGCUGAACGGACAGCCGACGAGGGAGCGAACGGUUACGCGCGCAGGACUCGCUCGGACGCGUGCGAUGGAGAGCCAACCGCAACAAAUAAUGCAUUUUUAAAAAACAGCAUUUUCGUGCUUUUCUUUAGUGAACCGUACGCUGUUUAACUCGUUUGAAAACCGAGUUCUCCCAUCUGGGCAUCGAGCACACGGGGCUGCUGAGGCAGGGAGGCAGUUGUUCGAGUCGCAGGUCGAGGUAUAAGCGGAGCGUGCUGGUGCAAGCGAACUGCUAAUCAUGUCGUUUGUCGCUGAGUUGAGUCGAGGCGCUCUUAACGCCGGCAUGACAGAGUUUCAGGAGAAGCUGAGGCAGCAGCACGAGAACUCCAUGCACCAGGAGCUGGGGAAGCUCCUGUCAACCGCCGAGGGAGCGGAGGCUGAGAGCUCCCAGAGGGAUUUAAAGGGCUUUAAGCAGCUGUUCCACAGGUUCCUUCAAGUGAAGGGUCCAUCUGUGGACUGGGCCAAGAUCAACAGACCCCCUGAGGACUCAAUCCAGCCAUACGAGCGGAUCCGGAGCAGGGCCCUGCCCGAGGGAGUGGCGUCCAGUCUGAACAAGCUGGCGGUGGUGAAGCUGAACGGGGGCCUGGGUACCAGCAUGGGCUGCAAGGGCCCCAAGAGUCUGAUCAGCGUGCGCAGCGAGAACACCUUCCUGGACCUGACCGUGCAGCAGAUCGAGCACCUGAAUAAGACGUACAACGCUGACGUACCUCUGGUCCUGAUGAACAGCUUCAAUACGGAUGAAGACACCAAGAAGAUUCUGCAGAAAUACACCCACCACCGCGUCAAAAUAUACACCUUCAACCAGAGCAGAUAUCCACGUAUAAAUAAGGAGUCCUUGUUGCCCGUGGCUACCAGCAUGGGCCUGACCGGCGAGAACUCAGAGGCGUGGUACCCGCCCGGCCACGGAGACAUCUACGCCAGCUUCCACAACUCGGGCCUGCUGGAGCAGCUCCUGGCCCAGGGCAAGGAGUACAUCUUUGUGUCCAACAUCGACAACCUGGGCGCCACCGUGGACCUGCACAUCCUCAACCACCUGGUGAGCCAGCCCGCUGAGACACGCUGCGAGUUCGUCAUGGAGGUCACGGACAAGACACGCGCCGACGUCAAGGGAGGGACGCUGAUCGAGUACGAGGGCAAGCUCCGUCUGCUGGAGAUCGCGCAGGUGCCCAAGGCGCACGUGGACGAGUUCAAAUCCGUCACCAAGUUCAAGAUCUUCAACACCAACAACCUGUGGAUCAGCCUGCCUGCCAUUAAGAGACUACACAAGCAGAAUGCCAUGGACCUGGAGAUCAUCGUCAACCCCAAGACACUAAACGGCGGUCUGAACGUGAUCCAGCUGGAGACGGCCGUGGGCGCCGCCAUCAAGAGUUUUGACAACGCGCUAGGCAUUAACGUGCCCCGCAGCCGCUUCCUGCCCGUCAAGACCAGCUCCGACCUCCUAUUGGUCAUGUCCAACCUGUACAGGCUGGAGGCGGGCUCUCUCACCAUGAGCGAAAAGAGGGAGUUCCCCACCACACCCCACGUCAAACUGGGCAGUUCUUUCACGAAGGUGCAGGACUUUCUGCGAAGAUUUGAAAGCAUCCCAGACAUGCUGGAACUGGACCACCUCACUGUGUCUGGGGACGUCACGUUUGGCAAACAAGUUGCUUUGAAGGGCACAGUCAUAAUCAUUGCUAAUCACGGAGACCGGAUUGACAUUCCGGCCGGAGCAAUGCUGGAGAACAAGAUCGUCUCAGGAAACCUGCGCAUCCUGGACCACUGAAGCCACGACUGAAACACUGUUCACACAGACAUGUCUUUACUACCAAAUGUAUGAAUAAAUGACCUCUGGACUGUUACAAAGUGCAUACACACGCACAUAUGAUAGAGCUAUCUUAUGUUCAACUACGUUUACGCCAUUUAGCAGACACGCUUAUCCAGAGCGACUUACAAAAGUGCUUUGUCAUUUACUCUUAGAAUACAUCCUAGUACAGUACCGUAGGUUAGAGUCCAAUAUACCAAUGAGCUAGAAUACUGUAGAAAUACAGGGAUCAAUGCUGAUACCUAGAAGUACACAAUACAUGAGAUCUAUCUUAAACAAUCAUAAGUGCUUUUUAAACUUGAAUAGAAACACUAAUAAAGCACUAUGCAUUAUUUUUUAUGACCCUUUAUUUAAGCCCGAUGAAUGCUUAUAAUAAACUUGAUUAUAAUCAGCUAGUUAAAUGUUAUAUACAUAAAAUGAAAUGUGCUAGAAAAAUACCCACAAUCUUGCCCUUUGUACACAUGAAUCAAAGUAAUUGCAUAUCCAAAUUAGUCAAGGUGCACCUGCUAUGUAACAAGUGAACUAGAAUACUAGAAUACCGGGAUCAGUGCUGAUACCUAGAAGUACAUAAUACAUAAGGUCUAUCUUAAACAAUGACGGGUGUAAUAAACAGUACUAGAGUUUGAUAGACAACAUCAGUGUAAUCUGUUCUACUGGAGCUGGGGCUGUCGCACUUGACUUAGUAAUGACCCUUUACACACUGAUCCUGGAUCAGGUGUCUACUUUGUAAUGGUGCAACCAGAGCUUAUAGGGCUCAUAUCAAGGUCUGUGCUUGUAUUGUCUAUUGGGCAGUGAUAGCUUAGUGGUUAAGGUAUUUGAUUUGUAGUGGGUAGGUUGCUGGUUCAAGCCCCUCAGCAAGACCCCUGAGAACAACCUCAAUUGCUCAAGUUGUUCUCAGUCAUAAUUAUAAGUAACUUUGGAUAAAAGUGUCAGCUAAAUGUUUGAUUGGUUGGAGACAAGAAUUAAAGUGCAAUUAGCAAG
This is a messenger RNA of Electrophorus electricus (electric eel), 2956 nucleotides long. RefSeq names its product UDP-glucose pyrophosphorylase 2a (gene ugp2a). Gene Ontology annotation, biological process: UDP-alpha-D-glucose metabolic process. The record is from RefSeq and is a predicted model, not a curated record. Lineage: Eukaryota; Metazoa; Chordata; Actinopteri; Gymnotiformes; Gymnotidae. Gene Ontology annotation, molecular function: UTP:glucose-1-phosphate uridylyltransferase activity.